AUGGAGGUUGUAGAACGAAUGAAAGGAAAACGAAUAAUUAAACCGAUUGUGUACGGCAAUACUGCAACACCGUUUGGUUACAAACGAGAGUCAGAUCAGCAUACUCACCAGUGGACGGUAUUUCUCAAGAUGUUCAACGAUGACGACCCAACAGAUUUUAUACGGAAAGUCCAGUUCAAACUUCAUGACAGCUACGCCGUCAACACCAGAGGUAUGGUUUUCGAG
Cooperia oncophora is the source of this 225-nucleotide messenger RNA. NCBI's taxonomy places the organism in Eukaryota, Metazoa, Nematoda, Chromadorea, Rhabditida, Trichostrongylidae. The record is from the annotation of a GenBank genome assembly.